AAAACUCCGCAUCGCUUCAACGGGACGUCCAUUGCUGGUGUCGUGCGGUAUUUAUUUUGCAAAAUUGGCUGAAUUAAUUUACCUCGAAGUGGAUAAAAAGAUCGAAAAAGUGAAGCGCUAGUGUUACGGCACAAAAUCUUUUCAAAAUGGCCCUACCGCCAUAUAUGAUACCGCCCAACCAAUGGGCGGCUCAUAUGAUGGCUCAGCAGCAAGUGUUUGCGGUGCAGCAGGCCCAAGCACAGGCUCAGGCCCAGCAGCAGCAGCAACAGCAGCAGCAGCAACAACAACAACAGGCAGCCCACAUGCACGCCCAGCAGCUGGCCGCAACGCAGAUGCAGCUGCCCCCGAUGGGUCAUCUUCCGCCGGUGCCUCCAAAGCCCGACCUUGUGCUGACAGAGGAAAAGUUGCAGGAAAAAGCUCAAAAAUGGCAACAGUUGCAGUCGAAACGCUUCGCGGAGAAGCGCAAGUUUGGGUUUGUGGAUGCACAGAAGGAGGACAUGCCGCCGGAGCACAUCCGGAAGAUUAUUCGCGAUCAUGGUGACAUGACGAGUCGGAAGUAUCGGCACGACAAGCGUGUCUACCUGGGAGCGCUCAAGUAUAUGCCGCACGCGGUGAUGAAGCUCCUCGAGAACAUGCCGAUGCCCUGGGAACAGAUCCGGGAUGUGCCGGUUCUCUACCACAUUACCGGUGCGAUCACGUUCGUGAAUGAAAUUCCAUGGGUGAUCGAACCGCUCUACAUCGCCCAAUGGGGCACCAUGUGGAUCAUGAUGAGGCGCGAGAAGCGCGAUCGACGGCACUUUAAGCGCAUGCGGUUUCCUCCGUUCGACGACGAAGAACCACCGCUCGAUUACGCCGAUAACGUGCUGGAUGUGGAACCGCUGGAAGCGAUCCAGAUAGAUCUGGAUGGAGAAGAAGAUUCCAGUGUGUACGACUGGUUCUACGAGCAUCGACCACUGAUUGGGUCGCCGCACGUGAAUGGAUCGACGUACCGCAAGUGGAAUCUAACGCUGCCACAGAUGGCCACACUGUACCGGUUGGGUAAUCAGCUGCUGACCGAUUUGGUGGACGAUAACUUCUUCUAUCUGUUCGAUCCGAAGAGUUUUUUCACCGCCAAGGCGCUCAAUAUGGCGAUCCCGGGUGGGCCAAAGUUUGAACCACUGAUCAAGGAUCAUAAUGUUGGUGAUGAAGAUUGGAACGAGUUCAACGACAUCAACAAAAUUAUUAUCCGGCAACCGAUACGGACGGAGUAUCGCAUUGCAUUCCCCUAUCUGUACAACAAUAUGCCUCACUUUGUCCAUCUUUCCUGGUACCAUGCACCGAACGUAGUGUUUAUCAAAACCGAAGAUCCUGAUCUACCUGCAUUCUACUUCGAUCCGCUGAUCAACCCGAUCGCUCACCGUCACGCAGUGAAAUCGGUAGACGUGCUGUUCGAUGAGGACGAAGAUUUUACGCUCCCGGAAGAGGUGCAACCGUUCUUGCAGGACACUCCGCUCUACACGGACAACACGGCGAACGGCAUUUCGUUGCUGUGGGCUCCGCGGCCCUUCAACAUGCGCUCCGGGCGGUGCCGUCGUGCGAUCGACAUUCCGCUCGUCAAAACGUGGUACAAAGAGCACUGUCCGCCGGGUCAUCCGGUGAAGGUUCGCGUUAGCUACCAAAAGCUGCUCAAGUAUUACGUGCUCAACGCGCUCAAGCACCGCAAACCGAAGCCUCAGAAGAAGCGCUACCUGUUCCGGUCGUUCAAAGCGACCAAAUUCUUCCAAACGACCACACUGGACUGGGUUGAGGCCGGUCUGCAGGUGUGUCGCCAGGGUUACAACAUGCUGAACUUGUUGAUUCACCGGAAGAACCUCAACUAUCUGCAUUUGGAUUACAACUUCAACCUGAAGCCGGUGAAAACCCUCACCACGAAGGAGCGCAAAAAGUCCCGGUUCGGCAAUGCGUUCCACUUGUGUCGUGAGAUUUUGCGGCUGACGAAGCUGAUUAUCGACUCGCACGUGCAGUAUCGGCUGAACAACGUUGACGCGUUCCAGUUGGCCGAUGGGCUGCAGUACAUUUUUGCACACGUCGGUCAGCUGACGGGCAUGUACCGGUACAAGUACAAGCUGAUGAGACAGAUCCGAAUGUGCAAGGAUUUGAAGCAUCUCAUCUACUACCGCUUCAAUACGGGACCCGUGGGAAAGGGCCCCGGCUGCGGGUUCUGGGCACCUGGGUGGCGCGUGUGGCUGUUCUUCAUGCGCGGCAUUACGCCACUUCUCGAGCGCUGGUUGGGCAAUCUGUUGUCGCGUCAGUUCGAGGGCCGUCACUCAAAGGGUGUCGCCAAGACAGUCACGAAACAGCGCGUUGAGUCACACUUCGAUCUUGAGUUGCGUGCCUCCGUAAUGCACGACAUCGUGGACAUGAUGCCGGAGGGCAUCAAGCAAAACAAAGCCCGUACCAUUCUGCAGCAUUUGUCCGAAGCGUGGCGCUGCUGGAAGGCAAACAUUCCGUGGAAGGUACCGGGUCUGCCGAUCCCGAUCGAGAACAUGAUCCUGCGGUACGUGAAGAUGAAGGCCGACUGGUGGACAAACACGGCCCACUACAACCGCGAGCGUAUCCGGCGGGGUGCGACCGUCGACAAGACGGUUUGUAAGAAAAAUCUGGGUCGCCUCACGCGUCUCUACCUCAAGGCGGAACAGGAACGGCAGCAUAACUACCUGAAGGACGGCCCGUACAUUUCACCGGAGGAAGCAGUUGCCAUCUACACGACCACCGUGCACUGGUUGGAGUCGCGUCGCUUCGCACCGAUCCCGUUCCCUCCGCUUUCGUACAAACACGACACGAAGCUACUCAUUCUGGCGCUCGAGCGGCUGAAGGAAGCGUACAGUGUCAAAUCACGCCUGAACCAGAGUCAGCGUGAGGAACUCGGUUUGAUUGAACAAGCGUACGAUAAUCCGCACGAAGCAUUGUCGCGCAUCAAGCGUCAUCUGCUGACGCAGCGUGCAUUUAAGGAGACCGGUAUCGAAUUUAUGGACCUAUACAGCCACCUGAUUCCGGUGUACGACGUGGAGCCCCUGGAGAAGAUCACCGAUGCGUACCUCGAUCAGUAUCUGUGGUACGAGGCGGACAAGCGACGCCUGUUCCCGCCAUGGAUUAAGCCAAGUGACACCGAACCACCGCCGCUGCUCGUCUACAAAUGGUGUCAAGGUAUCAACAAUCUGCAGGAAGUGUGGGACGUGUCGGAGGGUGAAUGUAACGUUCUGCUGGAGUCGCGCUUCGAAAAGCUGUACGAGAAGAUCGACUUGACGCUGCUGAAUCGUCUGCUGCGUUUGAUCGUCGAUCACAACAUUGCCGAUUACAUGACGGCCAAGAACAACGUGGUGAUCAACUACAAGGACAUGAACCACACGAACAGCUACGGCAUCAUCCGUGGGUUGCAGUUUGCAUCGUUCAUCGCUCAGUACUACGGGCUGGUGCUGGAUCUGCUGGUACUCGGGUUGCAGCGCGCUAGCGAAAUGGCCGGUCCACCGCAGAUGCCGAACGAUUUCCUCACGUUCCAGGAUGUGGCAACGGAAGCGUGCCAUCCGAUCCGCCUGUACUGUCGGUACGUCGAUCGGAUUCACAUCUUUUUCCGCUUCACCGCCGAAGAGGCACGCGAUCUGAUCCAACGCUAUCUGACCGAGCACCCGGAUCCAAACAACGAAAAUAUCGUGGGGUACAAUAACAAAAAGUGCUGGCCACGUGAUGCUCGCAUGCGGUUGAUGAAACACGACGUUAACCUGGGGCGUGCCGUGUUCUGGGACAUCAAGAACCGUCUGCCCCGAUCGGUCACGACCGUCCAGUGGGACAACACGUUCGUGUCGGUCUACUCGAAGGACAAUCCGAACCUGCUGUUCAACAUGUGCGGAUUCGAGUGCCGAAUUCUGCCCAAGUGUCGCACGCAGAACGAAGAAUUUACUCACCGCGAUGGAGUGUGGAACUUACAGAACGAAGUCACCAAGGAACGCACGGCCCAGUGCUUCCUGCGGGUGGAUGAUGAAUCGCUCAGUCGGUUCCACAAUCGUGUUCGCCAAAUCCUGAUGGCAUCGGGCUCGACGACGUUCACAAAGAUCGUCAACAAGUGGAACACGGCCCUGAUCGGCUUGAUGACGUACUUCCGGGAGGCGGUAGUGAACACGCAGGAGUUGCUCGAUCUGCUGGUGAAGUGCGAAAACAAGAUUCAGACGCGUAUCAAGAUUGGGUUGAACUCGAAAAUGCCUUCCCGUUUCCCGCCGGUCGUCUUCUACACUCCGAAGGAACUCGGAGGGCUCGGAAUGUUGAGCAUGGGCCAUGUGCUGAUUCCUCAGUCGGAUCUGCGUUGGUCGAAACAGACGGACGUGGGCAUUACUCACUUCCGGUCCGGCAUGUCCCACGACGAGGACCAGCUGAUCCCCAAUCUGUACCGCUACAUCCAGCCGUGGGAGAGUGAGUUUAUCGAUUCGCAGCGCGUUUGGGCCGAAUAUGCGCUGAAGCGUCAGGAAGCGAACGCUCAGAAUCGCCGCCUCACGCUGGAGGACCUGGAAGAUAGCUGGGAUCGUGGUAUUCCGCGUAUCAACACGCUGUUCCAGAAGGAUCGUCACACGCUGGCGUACGACAAGGGUUGGCGCAUUCGGACGGAAUUCAAGCAGUACCAAGUGUUGAAGCAGAACCCCUUCUGGUGGACACACCAGCGGCACGACGGUAAGCUGUGGAAUCUGAACAACUACCGCACGGACAUGAUUCAGGCCCUCGGUGGUGUCGAGGGAAUCCUCGAGCACACGCUGUUCAAGGGCACGUACUUCCCCACCUGGGAGGGUUUGUUCUGGGAGAAGGCAUCCGGAUUUGAGGAGUCGAUGAAGUACAAGAAGCUCACCAACGCACAGCGCUCCGGUUUGAACCAGAUCCCCAACCGUCGCUUCACGCUCUGGUGGUCACCGACGAUCAAUCGUGCCAACGUGUACGUCGGUUUCCAGGUGCAACUCGAUCUGACCGGUAUUUUCAUGCACGGCAAAAUCCCGACCCUGAAGAUUUCGCUGAUCCAGAUUUUCCGUGCGCAUUUGUGGCAAAAGAUUCACGAAUCGAUCGUGAUGGACUUGUGCCAGGUGUUCGAUCAGGAACUGGACGCGCUCGAGAUCGAAACGGUGCAGAAGGAAACGAUUCAUCCGCGAAAGUCGUACAAAAUGAACUCGUCGUGCGCCGACAUUCUGCUGUUCCCGGCGUACAAGUGGAACGUGUCACGGCCCUCGCUGCUCGCGGACACGAAGGAUACGAUGGACAAUACGACGACGCAAAAGUUUUGGCUUGAUGUGCAGCUCCGCUGGGGUGACUACGAUUCGCACGACAUCGAACGGUACGCGAGGGCCAAGUUUCUCGAUUAUACCACCGACAACAUGUCGAUCUAUCCGUCCCCAACCGGGGUGCUGAUCGCGAUCGAUCUCGCGUACAAUCUGCACAGCGCGUACGGCAACUGGUUCCCGGGCUGUAAGCCGCUGAUUCAGCAGGCAAUGGCAAAGAUUAUGAAGGCCAAUCCGGCGUUGUACGUGUUGCGGGAGCGCAUCCGUAAGGCGCUGCAGCUGUACAGUUCGGAACCGACCGAACCGUACCUGAGCUCGCAGAACUAUGGUGAGCUGUUCUCGAACCAGAUCAUCUGGUUCGUGGACGACACGAAUGUGUACCGUGUGACGAUUCACAAGACGUUCGAGGGAAAUUUGACCACGAAACCGAUCAAUGGUGCGAUCUUCAUCUUCAAUCCGCGCACCGGGCAGCUGUUCUUGAAGAUUAUCCACACGUCCGUGUGGGCCGGACAGAAACGUUUGGGCCAGCUGGCCAAGUGGAAAACGGCUGAGGAAGUAGCCGCUCUCAUUCGAUCGCUGCCGGUGGAAGAGCAACCGAAGCAGAUCAUUGUCACGCGCAAGGGAAUGUUGGAUCCCCUGGAGGUGCACUUGCUCGACUUCCCCAACAUUGUCAUCAAGGGUUCGGAGCUUCAGCUGCCCUUCCAGGCGUGUCUGAAGGUGGAAAAGUUUGGCGACCUCAUUCUGAAGGCCACCGAACCGCAGAUGGUUCUGUUCAACUUGUACGACGAUUGGCUGAAAACGAUCUCGUCCUACACGGCGUUCUCGCGUCUGAUAUUGAUCCUUCGGGCGCUCCACGUCAACACCGAGCGCACCAAGGUGAUCCUGAAGCCGGACAAGACUACCAUCACCGAGGCGCACCACAUCUGGCCAACGCUGAGCGAUGAAGAGUGGAUCAAGGUGGAGGUGCAGCUGAAGGAUCUUAUUCUGGCCGAUUACGGCAAGAAGAACAACGUGAACGUGGCGUCCCUGACGCAGUCGGAAAUCCGUGACAUCAUUCUGGGUAUGGAAAUUUCGGCCCCCUCGGCCCAGCGUCAGCAGAUUGCGGAAAUCGAGAAGCAAACGAAGGAACAAUCGCAGCUGACGGCGACCACCACUCGCACGACCAACAAGCACGGUGACGAAAUCAUCACGUCCACGACGAGCAACUACGAAACGACCACGUUCAGCUCGAAGACGGAGUGGCGCGUGCGGGCAAUUUCGGCCACCAAUCUGCACCUCCGCACGAACCACAUCUACGUCAGCUCCGAUGACAUCAAGGAGACGGGCUACACGUACAUUCUGCCGAAGAAUGUGCUGAAGAAGUUUGUCACCAUCUCCGAUCUGCGCGCGCAGAUCGCUGGCUACCUGUAUGGGGUCAGUCCACCCGACAAUCCGCAGGUGAAGGAGAUCCGCUGCAUCGUUAUGCCCCCGCAGUGGGGUACGCAUCAGCAGAUUAACCUCCCGAACGCCCUACCCGCCCACCAGUAUCUGAAGGACAUGGAACCCCUCGGUUGGAUCCACACGCAGCCGAAUGAGUUGCCACAACUGUCGCCGCAGGACAUUACGACGCACGCCCGCGUCAUGUCGGACAACCCCACGUGGGACGGCGAGAAGACGAUCAUUAUCACGUGCUCGUUCACACCCGGUUCGUGCUCGCUCACGGCCUACAAGCUGACCCCGUCCGGGUACGAGUGGGGUCACAAGAACACAGACAAGGGCAACAACCCGAAGGGCUACCUGCCGUCGCACUACGAGCGUGUGCAGAUGCUGCUGUCGAACAAGUUUCUCGGUUUCUUCAUGGUGCCGGGCCAGGGCAGCUGGAACUACAACUUCAUGGGCGUGCGGCACGAUCCGAAUAUGAAGUACGAGCUGCAGCUGGCCAACCCGAAGGAGUUUUAUCACGAAAUUCAUCGACCGUCACACUUCCUGCUGUUCUCCAGUCUAGAGGAAGCGGGCGACGGUAACGGGGCCGAUCGGGAGGACAUGUUUGGCUGAACAGGGCAUUGCCGAGUCUCUCUUAGAUUUUUAAUGGCUUUCAUUUUGCAUACACGUUGUACGAGAGGUAGAUUACCGAUGCAAGGACACUGACUGGAGACUCAUUUGCUGUAACCAGUACACCGUAAAGACAUAAAUAAAAAGAUUGUCUC
Anopheles bellator is the source of this 7477-nucleotide messenger RNA. RefSeq names its product pre-mRNA-processing-splicing factor 8 (gene Prp8). Gene Ontology annotation, molecular function: protein binding; U1 snRNA binding; metallopeptidase activity. The transcript has 8 exons. The record is from RefSeq and is a predicted model, not a curated record. Gene Ontology annotation, cellular component: U5 snRNP; catalytic step 2 spliceosome. Bases 147 to 7325 code for a protein of 2392 amino acids. Lineage: Eukaryota; Metazoa; Arthropoda; Insecta; Diptera; Culicidae. Gene Ontology annotation, biological process: spliceosomal tri-snRNP complex assembly; mRNA splicing, via spliceosome.